AUGGAUGUGGCAAAACGUUACUUGGGUGCACUAACACAAAGGUGCAUGGUUGAAGUACAUGUAGAGAUAUAUACUCAAAGGAUCAAUUAUUGCCGCAUUCAUGACCUUAUGCUGGAUUUGUGUUUAUCAAAGGCAAAAAUGAAUGAUUUUCUCGCGAUCAUUCAUCUCCAAUGCGAAACUGAUCUAGAUGAUUGCUUUUCCACCACAUCAACAACUACUACUCCUAAAAUACACAAACUUGCAAUUCAUUUGAGUAGGGAUGUCAAAAGAGUUGUCCUCCCUGACUUGGAGACAACUAAACAGCUAAGAUCAAUAUUGUUGUACGAUCCAAGAAUUCACUUAUGGCCUUUAACUAAUGUCAACAGGUCUUCAAUAGAGUUGAACUCCCAUGUCAAGUACUUCAAAUUGUUGAGGAAUUUGGAUCUUGAAGGAUUUAAGUUUGAUAAGAUGUCAGUCGAAUCAAUAGGACUGGAAAUGGUUCCAGAGGGACUGAGAUUCAUUGUUACCCUCCAACGAUUUACAAUUAAGGAUAUGAACGAAAAUUUCAAUAACAAGCUUCGCAGGGUCUAUGGUGAAGAAGGAGAAGAUUUUUACAAAGUGCGACAUGUGUCUUCCCUCAACAUUAUUCGGUAA
Molecule: messenger RNA, 633 nt
Organism: Camellia sinensis
Lineage: Eukaryota; Viridiplantae; Streptophyta; Magnoliopsida; Ericales; Theaceae
Source: RefSeq, a predicted model, not a curated record